CUGGAGGCAACCUCUCAGAUACUCUUAAGAGCAGUUUCCCCCGCAGGUCCCUCUAGAGGAUCAGCCGAGAUGGUCAAGUACAAGAUCCUCGUGGCCACUGGAGACUCGGUUUUUGCGGGCUCUGCCAACCUGGUGCAUCUGUGGCUGGUGGGCGAGCAUGGAGAGGCGGACCUUGGGAAGCAGCUGCGGCCACUGCUGGGAAGGAAGACAGAGCUGGAGGUCGACGUCCCCUUGCAUCUAGGGCGCCUCCUGGCGGUGAAGCUGCGCAAACAGAAAGGCCUAUUGGAUUCUGACUGGUUCUGCAAGAGCAUCACUGUGCAGGGCCCUGGGACCCAAGGAGAAGCCUUUUUCCCCUGCUACAGUUGGGUGCAGGGCAAGGAGACUAUCUGCCUAACCGAGGGCACUGCCCUGAAGGUAACCGAUGACACUCAGAACCUGUUUAGGAAGUAUCGAGAGCAGGAGCUGGAGAACAGAAGGAAUGUGUAUCGGUGGGGCUCCUGGAAGGAGGGAUUAAUCCUGCCUAUAGCAGGGAGUACUGAACGGGACCUCCCCAGGAACCAGAGAUUCAUGAAGGAUAAGGAUUUAGAUUUUUCCCUCUCUCUGGUCAAAGAGUUGAAGAACUUUGCUAUUAAGGGGACUCUAGAUUUUGUAAGUCGUGUACAAAAGCUGGAAGAUUACCAGAAAGUAUUCCCACAUACAAAGACUGCUCUGCCCGAGCAGGUCCGUGGUUCCUGGAAGGAAGAUGCUCUCUUUGGGUACCAGUUCCUCAACGGUGCAAACCCCAUGCUCCUGAGGCGGUCCAUGCGCCUUCCAGCCCGGCUGGUCCUGCCUCCAGGGAUGGAAGACUUACAGACCCAGCUGGAGAAGGAGCUCAAGGCUGGAUCUCUAUUCGAAGCUGAUUUCUCCCUGCUGGAUGGGGUCAAGCCUAACAUCAUCAUUUUUAAGCAGCAAUAUGUGACAGCCCCUUUGGUCAUGCUGAAGCUACAGCCCGAUGGGAGGCUCUUACCCAUGGUCAUCCAGCUCCAGCCACCACGACACGGAUGUCCCCCGCCUCUGCUCUUCUUGCCCUCAGAUCCCCCCAUGGCCUGGCUCUUGGCCAAGAUCUGGGUCCGAAGCUCUGACUUCCAACUGCACCAGUUACAGUCACAUCUGCUGAGGGGACACCUCAUGGCCGAGGUUAUUUCUGUGGCCACAAUGAGGAGUUUACCCAGCCUGCACCCCAUAUACAAGCUCCUUGCCCCCCACUUUCGCUACACCAUGGAGAUCAACACCCUGGCACGGAAUAAUCUUGUCUCCGAAUGGGGAAUUUUUGACCUGGUGGUGAGCACGGGGAGUGGAGGCCACGUGGACAUUCUCCAGAGAGCCACGUCGUGUUUGACUUACCGCUCCCUUUGCCCUCCGGAUGACUUGGCUGACCGUGGACUCUUGGGGGUAAAAUCUUCUCUGUAUGCCCAGGAUGCCCUCAGGCUGUGGGAGAUCAUUAGUCGGUAUGUGGAAAGGAUGGUUGAGCUUUUCUACAGGAGUGACACAGAUGUGAAGGAGGACCCGGAGCUGCAGGUUUGGUGCCGCGAGGUCACUGAGAUCGGACUGCUUGGGGCCCAGGACCGAGGGUUCCCCCUGUCCUUAGAGUCCCGGGCUGAGCUGUGUCGCUUUGUCACUAUGUGCAUCUUCACGUGCACUGGUCAGCACGCGUCUACACAUCUGGGUCAGCUGGACUGGUAUGCCUGGAUCCCAAAUGGCCCAUGCACCAUGCGGAAGCCCCCACCCAUCUCCAAGGAUGUGACAGAGAGGGAUAUAGUGGAUGCGUUGCCUUGCCUCCAGCAGGCACGGAUGCAGAUAACAUUCACCAAGUUCCUUGGCAGACGCCAGCCUGUCAUGGUGGCCCUGGGGCAGCAUAAAGAGGAGUAUUUCUCAGGCCCCAGGCCCCGGGAUGUGCUGAAGCAAUUCCAAGAGGAGCUGGCUAUCAUGGACAAGGAGAUUGAGGUCCGGAAUGCAAGCCUGGACCUGCCCUAUGAGUACCUCCGACCCAGCCUGGUGGAAAACAGUGUGACCAUCUGAGAGGCCUUGCCCAUCUCAGCCCCAGAGGAGGCUGCUGUCUCUGUGUGUCUGCACAGUCUUGUCCUCCUUGGCCACACCCUCUGGUGAAUAGACAGCUUCCCACCACACAGCCCUGGGGAAUGCACAGCGAUUAUCCCUGUUGUGUUUUAGCUGCCCUAACUCCAUGGUAUGUGCUUGAAUCCCUAGUACCUACUUCUCUUCCCCAAAAGAUAUGGUUUAUACAUUAAUAAAACAAAAAUCUCUCCCUUAAA
This is a messenger RNA of Mus caroli (Ryukyu mouse), 2309 nucleotides long. Its product is annotated as polyunsaturated fatty acid (12S)/(13S)-lipoxygenase, epidermal-type. Lineage: Eukaryota; Metazoa; Chordata; Mammalia; Rodentia; Muridae. The record is from RefSeq and is a predicted model, not a curated record. Gene Ontology annotation, molecular function: protein binding; oxidoreductase activity, acting on single donors with incorporation of molecular oxygen, incorporation of two atoms of oxygen; iron ion binding. Gene Ontology annotation, biological process: lipid oxidation.